Messenger RNA from Eremothecium cymbalariae DBVPG#7215, 825 nucleotides. It is a transcript of the gene LCL3, whose product is annotated as Lcl3p. Gene Ontology annotation, cellular component: cytoplasm; mitochondrion. The record is from RefSeq and is a predicted model, not a curated record. The transcript has a single exon. The coding region runs from base 1 to 825 and encodes 274 amino acids. Lineage: Eukaryota; Fungi; Ascomycota; Saccharomycetes; Saccharomycetales; Saccharomycetaceae.
AUGACCGAGCAGAAGAAGUCAAGUGUUAUUCCUUUUCAAUCACAGGUUAAGUUGCUUGUACUGCCGUUAUUAAUAACAGGUGGAUUAUUCACAACUUAUGUAUUUUAUAAUAGGCAUCUAAGACAAUAUACUGGAGCUCGAGACAUACCAAGUCAUCUGUUCAGAAGAGGAUAUCUUUUUGGUAAAGUUACAUCUGUAGGAGAUGGUGAUAAUUUUCAUUUCUUUCACAUGCCAGGUGGUAUACUUGGUGGAUGGCAUUGGCUUCGGGAAGUUCCAUCGCUUCCAAGAAUGCCGAAGCAUCUUCAAUCAUCUCAGGUAACAACAGUUUCCAAUUCAUGGUGGUCAAAUUGGCUUUAUGAGUUGAGUACGUAUAAGGUGGGCAGGAAUAAACGUUACUUCAAAAGUUUGCAUGUACCAUAUAGGGGGAAGAGGAAUUUACCAACCAUUUCUGUAAGAUUAUGUGGUGUAGAUGCACCAGAAGGUGCACAUUUUGGUAAAUCAGCUCAGCCGUUGAGCGAAGAAGCCCUUAUAUGGUUGAGGUACACAAUAUUAGGAAAAUAUGUUGGUAAACCGCUUGCCAUUGAUCAUUAUGGCAGAUGUGUUGCAAAAGUAGAAUAUUUGUCGUGGCUCAAAUGGAAAAAUGUCAGUCUUGAGAUGAUCAAACAAGGAUUGGGCGUUGUGUAUGAAGGCAAGCUGGGAGCGGAAUUUGAUUCUGAAGAACCAUUAUAUAGGUAUCAUGAAGCCCAGGCUAAGAAGGCAAAGAAAGGUGUGUGGGGUUUGCGUCGGUUUGAGACUCCGGCUACAUUUAAGAAGCGUACGAAAUGA